Molecule: messenger RNA, 989 nt
Organism: Drosophila elegans
Lineage: Eukaryota; Metazoa; Arthropoda; Insecta; Diptera; Drosophilidae
Exons: 3
Coding region: 9-890 (293 amino acids)
Molecular function (GO): acyltransferase activity, transferring groups other than amino-acyl groups
Source: RefSeq, a predicted model, not a curated record
UCCCCGGCAUGGCAACAGUGAAACAGCUGACGGAAAUCACAGAUAUUGACGAUCUGAAGGAUCUGCAGGAGCUGUAUCUCAAGGAUUGGCCCAGUAACUGUGUCGCCUACUUCUGGCUGGAUAAUUAUUUGAGAUGGUUGCAGAAAAAUCCGAGCUUAAGUCACCUUACCUUCUAUACUUUGAAUAACGAUUGGCAAAGUGAUGGAUUAUUUAUAUUGGUGCAUCGCUAUCAAUUGUUCUUCAGUAACUUAAGUAAACAAAAAUCCGAUUUGAAAGAUGCUUUGAAAUUAUUGGAUUGGUCGGGAGGCUUCAAAGUCAGUGCCAUUCAAGAGAAUCACCAUAAAAUCUACAAGGAGCUCGUUGCGGAACUUAAUCUUACCAUGUACCGCGAAAUGCCUACCACAAUGUAUAGUUUGAACUGCCGGGAGGCUAGGAAACUGGAGAUUAGUUGCCCGGAGGGCUACUACGUGGAUAAAGUGCGUUUGGAACAUGCAGAGCUUAUAAACGAUCUAUGGUCAGCCCGUCAUCCUGGUUCCCUUAAACUCAUUCAAAUGCUAAUCACUAAUAAUACCAAUGUGGGUCUAUAUGAGAGGGAAUCGGGUUUGUUGUGCGCCUGGUGUUUAAGACUCCAAAGCGGAUUUCUGGGAGCAUUGGAAGUGAUCGUAACGCAUCAACGUCGCGGUUUGGGGUUAGUAGUUGCUUCCGCCAUUUCCAAAGCUAUUGCCACCGAUCUCCAGCAUGACAUAACGGCCCUGGUCAAUGUGAACAAUACUGCUGCUUGUCGCGUGUUCGAGAAACUGGAUUUCAAAUUGAUCCGGGAGAAGCAAUAUUACUGGAGCAUGAUCAAGCCGAGGCACGGAGAUCAGAUAUCUUGGCCCAACAAUGAAUAGGCCCAGACAGCAAACAGAGAUUAAGAAAUAUGUACAAACGCUGAACUGUAAAAACACCUAUAAAAUGCAAUUCUAUCUAAGGAAGAUAAACUUUUUUGU